Messenger RNA from Cynara cardunculus var. scolymus (artichoke), 3822 nucleotides. Its product is annotated as syndetin-like. The transcript is spliced from 25 exons. The record is from RefSeq and is a predicted model, not a curated record. Lineage: Eukaryota; Viridiplantae; Streptophyta; Magnoliopsida; Asterales; Asteraceae. Gene Ontology annotation, molecular function: SNARE binding. Bases 184 to 3612 code for a protein of 1142 amino acids. Gene Ontology annotation, cellular component: EARP complex. Gene Ontology annotation, biological process: retrograde transport, endosome to Golgi; endocytic recycling.
UGGCAUACAAGUCAAGGUCAAUCAGUCUGUCAUCUAUACCAACAGUGCCUCUCUGUGCUCAAACCGAAUUUUGAUCUCACCUUCUUCCACGGCUCUGCAAGCCAUUCACCGUCGAUCUGCAGGUCUCUUUACAAAUGGGCUUUCAAUUUCAUCAGUUGCUUGAUUUCAGACCUCCGAUUUGAGAUGCAGCCAAGCAGUUUCUCUGUACCACCACUUGCUCUCAUUCCACUCGCUUUGAAUCACGGAAAUUUGAGUCCUGAAGGUUUCGAGAUUUAUAGGUUUUUGUUCUUAGGUUCGCUUCUGUUAUCUCCAGGAGGAGGCAGCUGCGAUAACGGUGGUGGUAUGGAUUUGUCAAAGGUUGGUGAGAAGUUUCUCAGUUCAGUACGCUCCGCGAGAUCUCUCGGCUUUCUUCCUUCGACUUCCGAUCGUACUGAGGUUCCAGCACGGGCUGCAGCUGCAGCAACUAUAGCUCGUGCACUUGCUUCAAUCCCUCCACAUCAUAGACAAAAUAUCUCUUCAAGCUCUGAACAGCUGAGUUCUAUAUAUGGAAGUGAACAUCGUGAUCAAGUACUGGAAGAGCUUGAGGAGGAAUUUUAUGAAGAGGAGUUUGAUCCUGUUCGACACGCCCUAGAGAAUAUUCCAUCCGAAGAAAAUGAUCAUGCAUAUUUUGAGAGGAAGGCUUCUCUUAGAUUAUUACAACUGGAUAAAGUAACAGAAAGUUUGUCUCGCCAAGUGAUGGAGCACCACGAAGUAAUGGUGAAAGGAAUGGAUUUGGUAGGCGAGCUGGAGAAAGACUUGAAGAUUGCAAAUGUCAUUUGCAUGAAUGGACGAAGACACCUCACUUCUUCAAGGAAUGAAGUAUCGAGGGACCUUAUUGUUAACACAAGUUCUAGAAGGAAACAAACUCUUCUGGAAGUGCUUCUAGUUUUGAAAGAGCUUCGUCGUGCAAAGCACAUGCAAAUAGAACUUGAAACCCAUGUUAAUGAAGAUAAUUUCUUUAAGGCAUUCCAGGUCCUGUCCGAGUAUCUUCAACUUCUGGAUAGCUUAUCUGAGCUUUCAGCUAUACAAGAGAUGAGCCGUGGUGUGGAGAUUUGGCUGGGAAAAGCUCUACAGAAGCUGGAUUCACUUCUAUUGGGAGUGUGCCAAGAUUUCAAAGAAACUAGCUUUUUGACUGUCGUUGAUGCUUAUGCAUUGAUUGGUGAUGUUUCUGGUCUUGCUGAAAAGAUACAAAGCUUCUUUAUGCAGGAGGUCAUAUCUGGAACCCAUGCAGUCCUUAAGAGCAUUGUGCUAGAGGAUCUAGAAGCUGCUGAAAUGCAAAGCACCAGGCUUACAUACAGUGAUCUUUGCACUCGGAUACCUGAAUCUAAGUACAGGCAGUGUUUGUUGGAGACUCUAGCUGUCCUCUUCAAGUUGAUGUGCUCGUAUUACACAAUUAUGAGUUUCCAUUCAGAGUAUAAGGUUCCAAUGGGCCAAGUAUCACAUGAGGUGCAGAAACAAGCUGACGAAACAGGAUCUUCCAAGAAUGUUCAACAAGCUGGUUCAUUAUCACAAUAUUCUUGUAGUUCCGAGGUGGAUGUUGGUUUUCCCUCUCAAUCCUUCCAACGAGAGCCCAAUUUAGCUUCAAUGGAGGAACCUUUGACAUCUGCUAUCAUAUUCUCUGAUGAAAGUGGAACUGGCAGCUUUAUCCCUCAUGAUCCGUCUGGUUCAGAAUCAAGGGAUGAUGGGGGUGGAGCUUCAAGCAGUGGAUCCCCAUGGUUUCAGCUGCGAAAUGAUGCCACAGUAUUUGUUUCAGAGACAUUACAGAGAGGUCGCAAUUAUCUUUGGCAACUUGCAACAAGCCGUGUGUCAGUAUUGCUCUCAUCUGCUGCAGUAUCUUCUGCUAGCAUCCACCAGUUUUUAAAAAUAUAUGAAGAUCUCAAUAUCUUCAUCUUGGCUGGGGAAGCUUUUUGUGGGGCUGAAGCAGUUGAGUUUAGGCAGAAAGUGAAAGCUUUUUGUGAAAACUAUUAUAUUGCUUUUCACAGACAAAAUAUACAUGCCCUUAAAAUGGUUUUGGAAAGAGAGAGUUGGUCCAUGCUGUCACCAGAGACAAUUCAGGUAGUGAGUUUUGCGGGUCUUGUUGGUGAUGGAGCUGCAUUGAUAAGUCAAACUGCUACCUCCUCCACUCGAAAUUCCCACAAGUCAGCUGAUUUGAUGAAAACUGGCCCUAAGCAAGGUGUAUUCUUCCAUUGGAUUAGAAGUGGGAAUCCAUUUUGUUCACGAUAUGAUUCAAAAUGUGAUGGUUCCCCUUUGCAUGGUGUGUCGGCAGUCUCCGAAGAACCCAACGGAAAAAUCAAUGGGGCAUCUCACAGAAAUAAUUCUUCACAUAAUAGUGAUGCAAAUCAUAGUAAUGGUCAUGCUGAUGCUUCAGAAGAUGAAAACGAAGAUCUUCUUGCAGAUUUUAUUGAUGAGGAUAGUCAACUACCUACCCGUAACUUUAAGCCCAAACAUUCAAGCAAUCACUCGUUACCUUGGAGCUCUGAAGAUACAAGAGCGCACACAGGAUCAUCAAUUUGUGUCCUAAGGUUGAUGGAUAAAUAUGCAAGGCUAAUGCAAAGAUUAGAGAUAAUCAAUGUCGAGUUAUUUAAGGGGAUAUGCCAGUUGUUUGGGAUCUUUUUCUAUUUUAUUUUUGAAAGCUUUGGUCAUCAGAACACCAAUCCUAGUGGAAAAGGGAAUAACGAGGCUCUUACUUAUAGGCUGAAAACAGCCUUAUCCAGAAUAUUUCAAGAUUGCAGUCAAUGGAUAACGUCAUCAUCUUCUUCAGACAAUUUCUUUCCACACGCACCUUUGAACAUGCCAUUUUCUCACAUGGACAUCACACCCACUAGUCCACCCAGUGCAAAUUCUAGUCAUAUACCUGGCACCUCUUUUGGACUCAAGGAAAGAUGUGCAGGAGCUGACACCAUAUCUCUUGUUGCCCACUUAAUGUAUAAAUUUAAGGCUCAUCUUCAAUCAAUACUUCUGACCAAUAAUGCAACAGUGCUUGAAGAAUUUUAUUUGCAUGUGGUGGAUUCGGUGCCAGAUCUCACAGAGCAAAUACAUAGAACGACAGCAAAGUUACUUUUUCAUAUUAGUGGGUAUGCGGAUCGAAUUGCCAGUGCUAAAUGGGAAGUUAAAGAGCUUGGAAUGGAACAUAAUGGGUAUGUUGACCUGUUAUUGGGAGAAUUUAAGCACUACAAAACAAGGCUCGCUCAUGGAGGUAUUCGGACGGAGGUUCAAGAUCUCCUAAUAGAGUACGGACUUGAAACUAUUUCUGAAACUCUCAUCGAAGGACUCUCAAGAGUGAAACGGUGUUCUGAUGAGGGUCGAGCCCUAAUGUUAUUGGAUCUUCAGGUUUUGAUCAAUGGCCUUCAGCAUUUUGUCACGAUUAAUGUUAAGCCAAAAUUAUACGCAGUCGAAACUUUUAUUAAGGCAUAUUACCUUCCAGAAACUGAAUAUGUACAUUGGGCACGUGCUCAUCCGGAAUACACGAAAAGCCAAAUGGCGGGGCUGAUCAACCUCGUGGCUACAAUGAAAGGUUGGAAAAGGAAGACCAGAUUGGAAGUUUUGGAAAAGAUAGAGUCAGGAGGCUUGUAGUUGUAGCUAGCUUUCAAAUGUUUUGGUUUUCUUAUGUUGUGGUAUCAUGUGUGUAAAUGUUUUAAUAUAAACAGCUUCCCUGUUAAGGGUUUGCUGAAUUGUGAUUUUAAGAUAUCUGUAAAUGAUGUUCAAAAUGGAUUACAGUAACCUUUUCAUGAUUCAAAUAAUUAUAAAUCAUUUUUCUCCGUAGUUGCUGUAAACUCGGAGCAA